Molecule: messenger RNA, 1275 nt
Organism: Prorocentrum cordatum
Lineage: Eukaryota; Dinophyceae; Prorocentrales; Prorocentraceae
Source: the annotation of a GenBank genome assembly
AUGGUCCAGCGCCUUGGCUGCUGCCUGCCGCAUCACCUCUGGAGGGGCGGCGCCCCCGCGGACUCCUCGCACCUCGCGCCAGGGCGCCCGUGCUUGGAGGCCGCGGACGCCGCGCUCGAGGCGGGCGGCCUCUUCGCGGCCGAGGGCGCCUCCGACGCGCGCCGCAGCGGGGAGGGCAGGCCGCUCCCGGGCCUGCCGCCGCACGUGCCAGCCGGGGAGGCGGCGGGCCACGGCGGGAGCUCGCCCUCGAGGGCGGGGAGCCCGGCGCCCGCCCGGGCGGGGAGCAAGAAGCUGACGAUGCAGGCGGCCGGGCACGGCGGUGGCGCGCUGCUGAAGCACUACGGGAGCAGGGACGGUCUGGACUGCGAGGUCCCGAGCUUCGUCAUGAAGGCGUACGACGAGGUGGAGGCGUGCGCCUAUCGGGAGAUGGAGCAGAACGGCGACUCGUUACUGCGCUUCACACCGAAGUACUGCGGCGACUUCGAGCUGGACGAGCUCGUCGCAGGGGGGGACGGCAGUGCGGAGCUUUUGCCGCAGAGGCGCUACAUGAAGCUCUCCAACCUGCUGUCCGGCUUCCACCGCCGGCCACACGUGAUGGACUGCAAGAUCGGCUGCAGAAGCUUCAAGGAGUCUGAGAUUGCGAAGCAGGCGCUGCGAGGGGACCUCUACCAGAGGAUGGUGGGCUUGGACCCCUCGGCGCCCACACCCGAGGAGCAUCGGGUGCAGGCCUGCACGAAGCACCGGUGGAUGGAUUUCAAUGACAGCGCGACCACCCUGAGGAGCCUCGGCUUCCGCAUAGACGGCAUCGCGCACACCUCUGGCAAGGCGUCCGGCGCGGAGCUCCGGGGUCAGCGGACACUCCGCCAGGUGGCCCAGUGCAUCGUGAGGUACUUCCUACCAGCCGGGGGCUGCUGGGAGGACGAGGCGUCUGCCACGGCCGCCUCGCAGCUGCGGGUGAGGAUCGCCCGGGACCUCCUGGACCAGCUGAAGGAUUUGAGGACCACGGUGUCGUCGUCGCAGUUUGUGCGGACCCACUCGAUCGUCGGCUCCUCCCUGCUCUUCAUCGCCGACGCUGAGGGGCCUGGCUGUAGUGUUCACGUCAUCGACUUCGCCAAUGCGGUGCCUGUUCCCCCAGGGCAGAGCAUCGACCACCGUGGCCCCUGGAAGCCAGGGAAUCACGAGGACGGCAUCCUGACUGGCAUCGACAACUUGAUCCGCUGCUGGGAGGAGGUCGUGGUUUUUGCCGAAGAUGCUGCGAAGCAUGGGCGAAAGUGA